AUGAGUUUGGAGCUGCAGAGAAAUGGUUACUUCUUAUUGAUCAACUGCUACCCUGUACUUAUAAAUCUGUUACUAGAAGGAAGAUGGUCUAAGGUCAAGACACCUGAGAAUGGUAGAUGCUGUUUAGUUGGUUUUACUGGUUCUGCUAUUCUCAGUUCCACAAGUCUUCCUUAUGAGGCACAGCAGAAGGUACACAGCAUUACAACGAUUGUGGAAAGAGAACUGUUUAAUCAUGCUGCUUCAGAGGAUGAGUAUAAGAAUCAGGAGACCUUGGCCCAACGAAUGCAGAACCAACUCCAAGGGACAAUAUUCAGUCCGCAAGUAAACAGUUACAAUACUUCCACACCUAUGAAGGGUCCCUCUUCUGAGUUAUCACAUGCUUGGUAUAACAGAAAUCAAGCAGACCCAGUUUUGCAGAUGCUUGCUGCUAGUGACAUAAAUUUCACUGAUUUUAGCAAGGCCAAUGUGGACAAUACUAAUAAAUAUGAAUUUUCCAAUGGGAGGCAGUCUCAUGCUUCUGUUGGCAAUGAGAGAACUUUUCCUUAUAAUGACUUUUCAUCAUUUCUGAGAUCCGUUGAUCCAGAUGGGUUUUCUAACUCUAAUGCUCCUGGUGGAACAAGCAGUCUCAAUUCGAGCUUCAAAUCUAUUUUCUCCCAUUUACAGCAUCAACAGAGAGAUCAUGUGGAGAAGGAUUGGAGCAAGUACGAUGGAAAUCAAUCUUCACCUUUUGUCAUUACAAUGAGAGAAUCCCCACUGUCUAUGCAUGGAAAUUUAAUGAUCUCUCCAUUUGUGAGAACGGAAGCUUCUCAAGCUUUCAGUAAUUUUACCGUCCAGAACCCUUGCUGUCAGUAUUCAAGCGUCAAUAACUUAAUGCAGUAUCAGCCCCAGAAUUUGCAUAGUCAACAAAACUUCCAACAUUUUGAGUCGUCAUAUGAGCAGGGUGCUAAUGCAUAUAUUGCCAAGUCAAGACCCUGCUUUGCAAGUAAACAUGAACCUUGCAGCCAACUGCAGGGGCAGAAAAUACUGAAUCAAUCUCAGCUUCCUUCAACACCUAUGAAUGUAGGUCAACAAUUUUUUUCAGCAAGUUCAGCAUGCCUUUAUGGUUCUAAUAGAGCUGCAGGGGUAGCUCUAAGACAUUUUGAUGAAUGUAGAAGUGAUGAUUAUCGUAGUUCAGACUCUUCAAACAUCAUGACGAUGGAUUCCACUGUGAGAGGUCAUGACAACUUGGAAGGCAUUUCACCACCUUCCAAAAGAUUGAAAAUAGAAGCUACUUUUGAUGUUUCCGUGAGCAAUAGUGAUAUUUAUAAACUAUGGGAUUCUCAGAUGGUUCUAAACAAUUCUCCUGAAAGGCUUCCAAAAAUGCCGCAACAACCAGAAUCUUUCUUUCCUAUCUAUUCCAAAGUUACGGACAACAAUAUGGAAUCAUCCACGAAUGCAAAACAAGAUUCUGCAAAUUUUAGCAUGACAGACAACAAUGUGAUUGGCAUAGAAGCUAUUCUUUUUGAAUCAAGAGAAGCUAGUCAUAAAUUACGGGAUUCAUAUCCCAAAAGCAAUGAUGAGGUAGCCAGAAACAUUGGGGAAAAUGAUAGUGGAUCAAAUUCAAAUUCAAGUAAACAUACUUUCAAGAAAGAUCCUAGUGUUGAUAUAGGCGGUGUACAGGAAAGAGGUGGCUUUGACCAGGCUGGGAAGAAAACUACAAAAGAAGUUAUUGGGCCAAAAGCUGAUCUGGAAAAGGCAAUGGAGUUUUCAAAUCAAAAAAUAAUGACUGUUUCAGGUGGUGUAUUUGGACAAAACUUUGAUAAUGAGACUCUUUCUCAAGGUCCAGAAGUUGAUGGUGUAUUGGAGAAGUCAUACCUUGAAAGCAAUGGUCUGAUAGCCAGAAGCUCAAUGGAUACUGUUAGAGGAUCAAGUCUCAGUGUCCAAGCUUUCCAAAAAGAUUCUUGUGCUGAUAUGGAGGGUGUACAGGGAAGAGUUGGGUUUGACCAGGCUGGGAAGAAAACUACAGAAGAAGUUAUUGAGCCAAAAGCUCAUUUAGAGCAGGGAACAGUGUCUUCAAAGGCAAAUCCAGUAAUAAGUGGUGUUUCCUAUGAUGUACUUGAAAAAACUUACAAGAGUGGGACUACCUCUGAAGGCAUAGAAGGUGGUAACACAUUGGAGGACUCAUACCUCAACAUUGAUGAUGUGAAGUUGACAGUCAGUAAUGCACCAAGUGAUGUUGGCAAGUCAAAUUCAAGUGAGCGCACUCUCCAGAAAGAUCCUAUUGCCGAUGUAGAUGAUUUUUGGUGCCAAAAUGAGUUCAACCAGUCUGUUAAAAACAAUGCAAAUGGAAUUACUGAGCCAAAAUAUGAUUUGGAGAAUGGAGAAAAGUCUUCAAAACCAACUUUAAGCAGUGUUUCCUUGACUGAAACUUUCACAUAUGAUCAAAUAAAGGAACACAUUAUGAGUCUAAGGCAGGGUUUUGGUCAGAGUAUACUUGAGGAAGAAAUUGGAAUUGAUGAUAACUCAUGCGCGUUGUGUGGAAUGGAGAAGCUUUUCUUUGCUCCAGUGCCAAUCUAUUGCCUAUCUUGUGGCAAACUCAUCAAAAGAAACGCAAACUUUUACCAGAGAAGAGCAGAAGAGAUUGAUACAGAACAGUGCUUUUGCACCCCUUGUUUCAGAAAUUCUCGAGGUGAAUCUAUCCAAUUCAAUGGGGUAUCUAUUCCCAAGAAAGUACUUGAUUGUAAGAAAAACGAUUAUGUUACUGAAGAAGCGUGGGUCCAAUGUGACAAAUGUCAGAGGUGGCAACAUCAGAUAUGUGCUCUCUUCAACGAUAAGAGAAAUUCAGAAGGCAAAUUUCAGUAUGUGUGUCCCAAAUGCUGCUCAAAAGAAAUUGAAGAAGGAAUUCGUACACCCUUAGGGACUGCUAUUUUUGGUGCUAAGGACUUGCCAAGGACCAAGCUUAGUGAUCAUGUAGAGCAAAGACUCUUUUUGUGUCUUGAACAUGAGAGAGCGCACAAGGCAAAAGUUGAAGGAAAGAAUAUUGAAGAGAUUUCUGGAGCGGAAAAUCUUACUGUAAGGGUGGUGCUAUCAGUUGAAAAGCAAUUAAAAGUGAAAAAGGAGUUUCUUGACGUCCUGUCUGAGGAGAGUUACUCUCCAGAGUUCCCAUAUACAUCGAAAGUUAUUCUUUUGUUCCAGAAUAUAGAGGGAGUAGAUGUGUGUAUCUACGUUGUUUUUGUCCAGGAGUUUGGCUCAGAAUGUAGUCACCCAAAUCAUCGUUGUGUGUACAUCUCAUAUAUUGAUUCAGUCAAGCAUUUUAGGCCUCAAAGAGAGACUGUGACUGGAGAAGCUCUUCGUACAUUUGUGUAUCAUGAAAUAUUGAUUGGAUAUCUUGAAUUUUGCAAAAAACGAGGUUUUGAAAAAUGUUACAUUUGGGCUUGUCCUCCUUUAAAAGGGGAAGAUUAUGUGCUAUAUUGCCAUCCUCAGAGCCAGAAAACUCCAAAGAGUGAUAAACUAAGACGCUGGUAUCAUUCAAUGUUAAGAAAGGCCACUAAAGAAGACAUUGUAGUUGGUUUGACCAAUAUCUAUGAUCAAUUCUUUGUUUCUGCUGAAAAAUGCAACUCCAAGGUGACAGCUGCUCGUUUGCCAUACUUUGAUGGAGACUACUGGUCUGGUGCUGUUAUGAAUGAAAUCAAGAAAAUUGAACAGGAGAGUAAAGGAGAGUAUGACAAAAAGUUGAAACAAGUAUUGACCAAAAGAGCUCUAAAGUCAAUGGGACAUACAGACCCUUCAAAAGACACCGCCAAAGACAUUCUGGUGAUGCAUAAAUUGGGCCAAACUAUAUUACCCGUCAAGGAAGAUUUCAUCAUAGUCCAAUUGCAGUAUACUUGCACGCUUUGUCAUAAGGCCAUAUUGUCUGGAAAGCGAUGGUUUUGCGCUGAGUGUAGGAAAUACCAGCAGUGUGAAAGAUGCCGCACUUCUGACACACAUACUUCAAUUAAUGGGGAGAAGCAUACUCUCUGCCAGGCUGUCGUGGAUGACAUCCCUUGUGAUACUAAGGAGAAUGAUAUCGCACUGGACAAUGAUUUAUUUGAGAAUAGGAUUAACUUUUUGAGUUUCUGCCAACAGAAUCAACUUCAGUUUGACACACUCCGUCAUGCCAAGCAUUCCUCAAUGAUACUUCUCUAUCACCUCAAGAGUUCUGCUUUGCGUAAUGUUGAUUCCAGAUGCAGCAUUUGCCGUAAAGAUAAUGUGUCUCAGCUAAGCUGGAAAUGUGAUAUUUGUCCCCAGUUGUCCGUAUGCUCAACAUGCUAUGAGGAAAAAGGGGCAGCUUGCCAUCAGCACAAGUUAAGACAAUAUCCUUCCACAGCUCACUGUCUGCCAGAGAAUCAGCGGUUAGAGCAGAGAAAUGGCCGGGAACUUCUGAAAGUUCUAAGGCACACAUCUCAAUGUAACUCAACAAUAAGUCAACCAUGCUCUUACCCAAACUGUCUUCAGAUUAAAAAGUUGUUUUCCCAUGCCAAUAAGUGCACUGUUAAGGCACGUGGGGGUUGCCAACAUUGUAAGAAGGCAUGGACGGUGUUGAGUCUUCACUCAAAGAAUUGCAAGGACUCAAUGUGCCGCAUCGAGCGAUGCAAUGACAUGAAGAAAUAUGCAGAAUGGUUAGCACAGCAACGAAAAUCUCGGCGUCAAGAUGCAGUUUUAGGAUCAUCAGCGAGAGAAUAG
Molecule: messenger RNA, 4701 nt
Organism: Neltuma alba
Lineage: Eukaryota; Viridiplantae; Streptophyta; Magnoliopsida; Fabales; Fabaceae
Exons: 15
Coding region: 1-4701 (1566 amino acids)
Biological process (GO): positive regulation of transcription by RNA polymerase II
Cellular component (GO): transcription regulator complex; histone acetyltransferase complex
Molecular function (GO): histone acetyltransferase activity; zinc ion binding; transcription coactivator activity
Source: RefSeq, a predicted model, not a curated record